Molecule: messenger RNA, 1263 nt
Organism: Eucalyptus grandis
Lineage: Eukaryota; Viridiplantae; Streptophyta; Magnoliopsida; Myrtales; Myrtaceae
Product: phenylacetaldehyde reductase
Exons: 6
Coding region: 102-1085 (327 amino acids)
Molecular function (GO): oxidoreductase activity, acting on the CH-OH group of donors, NAD or NADP as acceptor
Source: RefSeq, a predicted model, not a curated record
UCCUCUCGAUUACAUGAAAAGCAAGAGAGCACCGAAAGGAACCUCGCGAAGCUGCAGCGAGCGAAGACGAAGGAGAAGAAGGAGGAUCGGAGAAGACGAGAAUGAGCGCGGCGAUCGGCGACGGGAAGGCCGUGUGCGUGACCGGCGCGUCCGGUUACAUCGCCUCGUGGCUCGUCAAGCUCCUCUUGCAGCGCGGCUACACCGUCAAAGCCUCCGUUCGCGAUCCCAAUGAUCCAAAGAAGGUUGAACAUUUACUUGCGCUGGAUGGAGCCAAGGAUAGACUUCGGCUGUUCAAGGCAGACUUGCUGGAAGAGGGUUCAUUCGAUCCUAUUGUCGAGGGCUGUGUAGGCGUAUUUCACACUGCCUCUCCCUUUUAUCACGAUGUCAGGGGUCCGCAGGCAGAAUUACUUGAUCCGGCUGUGAAGGGAACUCUUAAUGUCCUGAAGUCAUGUUCCAAAGCACCUUCUGUGCAGCGUGUGGUCUUGACAUCAUCUAUCGCUGCAGUUGUAUACAAUGGACAACCACGGACACCUGAAGUUGUGGUGGAUGAAAGUUGGUUUUCUGAUCCAGACUUGUGCAGGCAAACCAAUGCGUGGUAUUUGCUUUCCAAGACUUUGGCUGAGGACGCUGCCUGGAAAUUUGUGAAAGAAAAGGGCAUUGACAUGGUUACAAUUAACCCAGCUAUGGUGAUUGGUCCUCUUUUGCAGCCAACACUUAACACAAGCGCUGCGGCGAUCGGAAAUUUGAUAAAUGGUGCACCAACUUUUCCAAAUGCAAGUUUUGGAUGGGUCAAUGUCAAAGACGUUGCAAAUGCUCAUAUACUGGCAUUUGAGGUCCCAUCAGCCAGCGGAAGAUAUUGUUUAGUUGAGAGAAUUGCACACUGCUCCGAGAUCGUGAGGAUCUUACGCGAGCUUUACCCUUCUGUCCAGCUUCCAGAAAAGUCCGCGGACGACAAGCCUUUUGUGCCGAUCUAUCAGGUGUCCAAGGAGAAAGUGAAAAGCUUGGGGAUCGACUGCAUUCCUCUGAAUCAGAGUUUGAAGGAGACUGUUGAAAGCCUGAAGGAGAAGGGUUUUGUUAAGUUAUGAUAGAAAAUUUUCCCAAUUCAGAAAUGUAAUAGGGAGGCUUAUCACCCUACUGCCUGUUCGUUCCCAUGAAGUGUGUUUGCACACGAACAUUGGUGAAGGCAGGAAACCAUAGAUUUUCCUGCUCCUCUGUACUAGUCUUCAUUAUAAAACGAGGAGUGCCGUCGCUGUGUUCUUGCUC